CUUUACUGCGCAUGCUCUCUGUUAGACAGUCGCAUGGGACAAACAUGGCGCUGUGCGGGAGGUCAUUGCUUCUCGUCCGGUACCGGGCAGGAAUUUUGACCCCUGCCAGACUCCUUAGCGAUGGCGAGCCUACAGCUUUCAAGCCGCCUGUUAAACCAUUAAUUAUAGAUAAGAGAGCGUCACAGGAAUCCCAGAAAAGGUUUCUGAGCCCAGAAUUCAUACCCCCUCGAAGCAGGAAAAACCCUCUGACGUACUAUGUGGAAAGACAAGAGAUGAUCGAGAGGAGAAAAGUCCUGAACAUUCCCGAGUUCUACGUAGGCAGCAUUCUUGCCGUUACGGUGGCAGAACGUCAUGCAAACGGAAAGAGCAGCAGAUUUGUAGGAAUCUGCAUACACAGAUCUGGGCGCGGCCUGGGAGCCACCUUUUUGCUGCGAAAUAUUAUUGACGGACAAGGAGUAGAAAUAAGGUACGAGUUGUACAACCCUCUCAUCCAAGACAUCCAAGUCUUGAAGCUGGAAAAGAGAGUGGAUGACAAGUUAUUCUACCUGCGGGACGCCCUCCCCGAAUACAGCACUUUCGAUGUUAAUAUGAAGCCAAUCAUUUCCCACAACUCAGAAGUUCCAUUGAACCAGAUGCAAGUGAAGAUGAGGCCACGACCUUGGUCCAAACGUUGGGAACAGGAAAAACACAACAUUAAAGGGAUCAACUUCGAUUACUAUCUUCUGGAGAAGCACAAGGAGAGAGCCAAGAAGUCGGCCAGGCCGUGGGACAAGUUUGACAUGUUGAAGGAAUACGACACCAGCAAAAUAGAAAAGGCGAUAUUAGAGGAAAUCAGCCAAAAACUAUCACAGCCUGAUGGCAGAACCAGCUGAAGAGCAGGGUUCGACAUGGCGUGGAGAUUAUUAUAUGUAUCAUGUGAAUAAAUGGUUUAUACAGACGUGCUCCAUUCAUUCGGGAUCACCACUGUAA
Messenger RNA from Bufo gargarizans (Asiatic toad), 969 nucleotides. Its product is annotated as 39S ribosomal protein L19, mitochondrial-like. The record is from RefSeq and is a predicted model, not a curated record. Gene Ontology annotation, molecular function: structural constituent of ribosome. Gene Ontology annotation, biological process: translation. Bases 12 to 872 code for a protein of 286 amino acids. The transcript has 6 exons. Gene Ontology annotation, cellular component: ribosome; mitochondrial large ribosomal subunit. NCBI's taxonomy places the organism in Eukaryota, Metazoa, Chordata, Amphibia, Anura, Bufonidae.